Trichechus manatus latirostris (Florida manatee) is the source of this 587-nucleotide messenger RNA. Its product is annotated as transcription factor BTF3. The transcript has a single exon. The coding region runs from base 178 to 477 and encodes 99 amino acids. The record is from RefSeq and is a predicted model, not a curated record. Gene Ontology annotation, cellular component: cytosol; nascent polypeptide-associated complex. Lineage: Eukaryota; Metazoa; Chordata; Mammalia; Sirenia; Trichechidae.
AUCAUGAAUCAGGAGAAACUCGCCAAAUUGCAGGCACAAGUGUGCAUUGGUGGAAAAGGAACUGUUUGCAGAAAGAAGUAGGUGGUUCAUAGAACAGCUACAGCAGAUGAUAAAAAACUUCAGUUCUCUUUAAAGAAAUUAGGGGUAAACAAUAUCUCUGGUAUUGAAGAGGUGAAUAUGUUUACAAACCGAGGAACAGUGGUCCUCUUUAACAAUCCUAAAGUUCAGGCAUCUCUGGCAGCGAACACUUUCACCAUUACCGGCCAUGCUGAGACAAAGCAGCUGACAGAAAUGCUACGCAGCAUCUUAAACCAGCUCGGCGCAGACAGUCUGACUAGUUUAAGAAGACUGGCUGAAGCUCUGCCCAAACAAUCAGUGGAUGGAAAAGCACCACUUGCUACUGGAGAGGUUGAUGAUGAUGAAGUUCCAGAUCUUGUGGAGAAUUUUGAUGAGGCUUCCAAGGAUGAGGCAAACUGAUUUGAGUCAACUUCUGAAGAAGAUGAAACUUGAAUAAGUUACUUGGAGCUGCUAUUUUAUAUUAUGACUGCAUUUUAAAAUUGUUUUGUUUAUGGAUCUGAUAAAAUCUA